Molecule: messenger RNA, 1921 nt
Organism: Macadamia integrifolia
Lineage: Eukaryota; Viridiplantae; Streptophyta; Magnoliopsida; Proteales; Proteaceae
Product: beta-glucosidase 12-like
Exons: 13
Coding region: 128-1735 (535 amino acids)
Biological process (GO): carbohydrate metabolic process
Molecular function (GO): beta-glucosidase activity
Source: RefSeq, a predicted model, not a curated record
CAACUAAUGUUUUAACCUCUCUCUAUAUAAGGGACAUACCUUACCUCCAAGAGUGACUGAGCUGUUUGGAUCCUUAAAAAGUUCCGUACUCUGCCUUUAUCUCAUCCAUAGCUUCAAGCUAGCAGAGAUGUUGAAAGUUCAGUUGCUCCGGUCUGUAUCUACCCAAUCCCUACUACUGUUACCCAACCCCUUCCUCUCAGGCCAUUGGAAUGAACCGUUUACCAUCUGGCCGAGGCAUACUCUCUUUGAAAAACAGAACUAUAGCACUCAACCUAACCCAGCUCCUGUCGAUACUAAACCAGUUCCUGACCCAACUGAGGUUCCUUUUAGCAGAAAGAGUACUUUCCCACCGGGUUUCUUUUUUGGGACGGCGUCAUCAGCAUACCAGUCUGAAGGUGCAGCUUUUAAGUAUGGAAAAGGAGAAAGUAAUUGGGAUCAUUUCACUCACACAUGUCCAGAGAAAAUAAAGGACCGAAGCAAUGGAGACUCUGCUGUGGAUGCCUAUCACAACUAUGAGGAUCACGUAACUACAAUGAAGGAACUGGGGCUGAAUGCUUACAAAUUCUCUAUUGCAUGGACCAGACUAUUUCCCAAUGGAAAGAAAAGCAAGGGAGUGAACGAUCAAGGCAUCCAGUUUUACAAGAACCUCAUCAAAGAGCUUAAAUCCAAAGGUAUUGAGCCCAUUGUGACUUUAUUUCACUGGGAUGUUCCCCAAGCUCUAGAGGAUGAAUAUCAUGGUUUCUUGAGUGAUAAGAUAAUAAAUGAUUUCAAGGACUACGCUGAGGCCUGCUAUGAAGCAUUCGGUGAUGAAGUGAAGUAUUGGAUAACCUUGAAUGAGCCAUGGACAUUCACUACUGGAGGGUAUGUGAAGGGAACCUUCCCACCUGGCAAAACAGAUAAUGCAGGGGCCGAUCCAUAUAAAGUUGCUCACAACCUGCUCCUUGCUCAUUCAGUUGCAGUCAAAAUUUACAGGGACAAGUAUCAGGCAAAUCAAAAGGGGAAGAUUGGAAUCACUCUAAAUGACAUUUGCAUGGUUCCCUACUCUGAUAACCCAGAUGAUAAGCUAGCUGCUCAACGAGCUUCCGAUUUCAUUCUUGGAUGGUUUAUGGAUCCUAUUACCAAAGGUGAAUAUCCACAAUCCAUGCAAGUUCAAAUCGCACAACGGCUGCCAGAAUUUCCUAAGGAGGAGGCUGAAAUUUUAAAGGGAUCAUAUGAUUUCCUUGGAUUAAACUACCAUACUUCAAAUUACGCUCAAGCUAUUCUCUCCGCUGGAGUUCCACCUCCUAAUGGCAACCCAAGCUAUUCCACUGAUUCUCGUUGUCAUCUGACAACUCAACGGAACGGAAUCCACAUUGGUGCACAGACUGCUUCAAGGUGGCAUUUCAUCUAUCCGAAGGGACUGGAGGACACUCUUACUUACAUAAAGGAUAGAUACAAGAAUCCUGAUAUUUUUGUCACAGGGAAUGGAACUACAGAUGAUAACAACCCCAUGGGAGAACCUCUCAAUGAUGAAAAUAGAAUAGAUGCCUUGCGUGAUCAUCUGAAGUCCCUUCAGAGUGCCAUGAAGGCAAAUGUGAAUGUGAAGGGAUUCUUCCUAGCCUCGUUGUAUGACACCUUCCAAUGGGAUUCUGGAUACACAGCCCGCUUUGGUAUCUACCAUGUGAAUUUCAAGGAUGGGCUGGCUUCAUGCCCAAAGAAUUCAGCACAUUGGUUGAAGAAAUUCCUUAAAGACUAGACUGAAUGAAACUUCAACACAUAAAAAAUAUUGGAGGAUCCUUUCCUUUCAACCAUAUCUAUCAUAUUAUCUAUGGUGAUCUACUGAUUUUUGUUUUGUUUAGCUUUGGUUUUUCCUUAAGUUUUAGGUUGUUUAUCUUGAAUGAACAUGGGUCUUGAAAGAUGAUUUAGUUUGCUUGAUGUCCUA